This is a messenger RNA of Caenorhabditis auriculariae, 2831 nucleotides long. NCBI's taxonomy places the organism in Eukaryota, Metazoa, Nematoda, Chromadorea, Rhabditida, Rhabditidae. The record is from the annotation of a GenBank genome assembly.
AUGCAAAUGACUGCUUGUUCUAAAAUUGUCAAAUCGUGAGAUUUUUUGCUUUCAUGAGCACGCCUGUUUGAGGCGGCCGGCCGUAUUACGGUAGUCAGGAUACGUUUUUAAUAAAAUGAAAGCGUGUGUACUUUUUAUGACGUAACUUAUCUUGUAAUCUCGAGAAAUAGGUCCUAAAAUUGCAAAAAAGGAAAAAAUUGAAAAAAUUUCCUGGAUCCGAAACUAACGGCGCAAUAUUGACCGGCCGCCGUUGCACUGUCUUAACAAUGCAUGUGAGCUUGCAAUUUAAAAAAAAAAUGUAAAAUUAAAAAAUAACAAAGUGUAACGAGGACAGAAAAAGCCCCCAAAGCCGCGCGAAAAAAGCUAACUUCGAAAAUAUUCCGUUAUUUGGAGUAAAAAUGUUCUAGAAUCUUUAUACAUUUCAGUUUUUUGCCUAUUCCUCGAAGAUCACCUACUUUUCAGGGUGUUCGAAAACGCUCAUGCACUCAAUUCUGGUCAUUUUAUACCGUAUUUGGGCUUGGGAACCUACCUUUCAUUGGACAACAAUGUGAGUUUUUUAGGACUUUUGAAAAAAAAAUGGGAAUGAGUCAAAAAAAAAAACCUUAUUCGCGAUUUCUCAAGUUUGAAGAAAUUAAGAAAGUUAAAUAAUAUACGAGCAGAGAAGCUACAAUUUCUAACUUACAUGGACUUUUUUCAACUUUAGCUAACUUUGAAGGUGAAAAGAAGCGUUGCGGACGCGGUGGCUUGUGGCUAUCGGAUGAUCGACACGGCCAAAUACUACCAUAACGAGGCGGAAAUCGGAGAAGCUUUGCAGGUCGAUUAUAAAUUUUUUUGAAAAAGAUUCUUUAUAUGGCUUCUAGAUUUCUCUUGUUGUGUUAUGCUGAUCAUGUGAAGUCGUGGUUUCCCUAUACUAACAUUACUUGAACUCCUCGAAUAAGUCGUGGCGGGGACCGAACUUGGGACCCUGUGGACCGUAGACAGGUUCACAACCUGUUGCUCUACGUAAAAAUAGAACAAAAUCUCGAAAGUUGAAUCGAAACUUGCAUGAAUUGCUUCAAAUUUGAGUCUAUUUUUUAUGAGUCGGGUUCUCUCUGUUUUACUGGAACUAGAGAAAGCGAAAAACUCUCUCUGAUCUCAUUAAACUUCAUAAUUUUGGAUGUAUUGAAGCGUCCGAAGAUAUGAGAACGAACUUUAUCAGUUUCAAGAAGUUUUCCAUGCUUAUGGCCGCUGUAAAAACCUAAACCUCGCCGAUGAUUGAAACAGUGAAUUUUGAUAUUACGGUUUCCAAAAAUAAGUCCCAAGCAAGUUAGUGACGAAUGAAGCUUUUUCUCUCUCAACGUUCGAUGCAAAAGUAAUACUUCCAGAGAGUUCUGCCUGCAAACAACCUGAAACGGAAGGACAUUUUCCUGACGACGAAAGUCAUGCCGCAAGCGACGACGUCGUUGACCCACGAAGACGUCGAAGACUCGUUAAAGCGUCUUUCCACAGAGUUCCUCAAGAAAUCAAUAUAUCGAUUCGAACUCGGCUGAUUGCAGCUACCUGGACCUGGUUCUGGUUCAUUAUCCAAGGAACUAUGAUAAUUGCGAGGAUAACGAUCCGAGAAACAGGGAACAACGUCGUAAUUGUUGGAUUGCGUUACAAGAAAUUCAGGGUGAGAUUCUGAUAGGGGUUUCAAAAUUAGGAAUUUCCAGCAAACGGAAAGAUCCGAUCAAUCGGCGUCUCAAGCUACGAGCCUCGCCACAUUGAGGAAAUGAUGGAAUAUUCGAACGUUGGUCUCUAAUUCGAAAGCUUAAGCUAUCUCGGACAUUGGUAACGCAAAACGGACGCGCUCCGGACGUUUCUGGGCGAUUCUAGGGAUCCCUUAAGAGUUCUGAGGCUACUAAAGUGGUCACUAGAAAUGCCCCGACACGUCCGAUUCGCGUCCCGUUCGCGUUACCAAGGUCUGAGAUAUGAAAUUACUUUUUUAAGGCCUAUCCAUCCGUCAACCAACAGGAAAUCCAUCCGCACUUUCAAAGAAACGAACUGCGCGAUUACUGCUUGAAAAAUGGCAUCUUUUUCCAGGUUUUUCUUCCAAAAAAGAGGUGUAACUUUGAAGUUUGAGGCUUUCUCGCCGUUGGGAAGGGCUAGUGGCGAACUUUUAAACGAUCCGGUUGUUCAAAAAGUCGCCAAGACGCACAAAACAACAGCGGCGGUGGGUUUCGGACUACGAAUCUUAGUUAGAAUUCCUGUAAGAAAAACGAUUUCUUGGAAAUUGUUUUUUUUUUUUCAUAUCACAAAAAAUUAUUUACUUGAGUUACUGUCAAAUCACUUUUCCAUUUUAUUUCAUGAAAAAAGUUGGAUUUUAUUCUGACUCAUCUAGAAGUUUCUUUCAGAUUUCAAAAAUUGCGCCUUUUUUUAUUGAAAAAUUAUCGUUUUGUAAGGUUUCAUAUUUCGCUGUUGAUUCCAUGGUAUUCUUAUCAACAUUCCUUGAAAUUAUCAAAAUCAUAAAAAAAUAGCCAUCAAAUUUUUUUACAUUUUUCCAAGUCGCUAGGGGUGUUAAAAUUUGAAUUUUUUUUUCGCCAUAGUUAUCGCUUUUUGGAACCAAAUAUCAUAAAACAUAUUUAGGUGAUUCUUCUCCGUUGGUCGAUUCAAAAAGGGGUUGGCGUUGUUCCGAAAUCGAUCAAUACCCAGCGGAUAGCAGAGAAUUUCAAGGUGCUAAAAUGAUUUUAGGAAUUAAAUAUAUUAAGAAUUAGGCGUUGUCAUUGGAGCUGGACGAGAAAGAAAUGGAGGCUCUGAAUGGAUUGGAUCAAGAAAAGCCCUACGUGGAGGACUGUGGCUGGCUCGUCGCCUAG